CCCUUCUCCUGCCAUAGCCCAGCCCACCACCUUCUCUUCUCCCUCGCCCACCUCCCUCCCUCCAACCUCAUGGCGGCGGCGCUCGCGUCCCCCCGCUGCUUCUGCCGCCCGUCCCCGCGCCCUUCCAGCCGCCGUCGCCCCGUCGCCAGCUGCGCCGCCUCCGAGAAAAGGAAUUCAUUUAGCUGGAAAGAAUGUGCAAUUUCUGUAGCUUUGUCGGCUGGAUUAAUCACUGGCGCACCAACGUUAGGGUGGUCAGCACAUGCUUCUCCUCUUGAUCCAGUGCUCCCAGAUCUUUCAGUUUUGAUCUCUGGACCUCCCAUUAAAGAUCCUGGUGCUUUAUUGAGAUAUGCUUUGCCAAUAGAUAAUAAAGCUGUUCGUGAAGUUCAAAAACCACUUGAGGAUAUCACUGACAGUCUCAAGAUUGCUGGUGUUAGAGCCUUGGAUUCAGUUGAAAGAAAUGUAAGACAAGCAUCUAGGGCACUGAGUAAUGGGAGGAACCUAAUCCUUGAUGGUCUUGCUGAAUCUAAAAGAGCAAAUGGGGAGGAAUUAUUGGAUAAAUUGGCUGUUGGACUUGAUGAACUUCAACGAAUUGUUGAGGACAGAAACAGGGAUGCAGUAGCUCCAAAGCAGAAAGAACUUCUGCAAUAUGUUGGAACUGUAGAAGAAGACAUGGUCGAUGGAUUCCCCUUUGAAGUGCCAGAAGAGUACAGCAGCAUGCCUCUUCUCAAAGGAAGGGCUACCGUGGAUAUGAAAGUUAAGAUUAAGGACAAUCCCAAUGUAGAGGAUUGCAUAUUUCGGAUAGUUCUGGAUGGUUACAAUGCUCCUGUCACAGCUGGGAACUUCUUAGAUCUGGUGGAACGGAAGUUUUAUGAUGGCAUGGAAAUUCAAAGAUCUGAUGGUUUUGUUGUUCAAACUGGAGAUCCUGAGGGACCAGCUGAGGGAUUUAUUGAUCCCAGUACUGGUAAAGUUCGUACUAUACCUCUUGAGAUAAUGGCCGAUGGUGACAAAGCGCCUGUAUAUGGUGAAACACUUGAAGAACUUGGCCGCUACAAGGCUCAAACAAAGCUUCCCUUUAAUGCAUUUGGAACAAUGGCAAUGGCUAGAGAUGAAUUCGAUGACAAUUCUGCUUCUAGCCAAAUCUUUUGGUUGUUAAAAGAGAGUGAGCUAACACCAAGCAAUGCCAAUAUAUUGGACGGGCGGUAUGCGGUUUUCGGAUAUGUAACCGAGAAUGAGGACUACUUGGCAGACCUGAAGGUUGGGGACGUCAUUGAAUCGAUUCAAGUUGUCUCAGGAUUAGACAACCUCGCCAACCCAAGCUAUAAGAUUGUAGGAUAAAAUGAUUUUUCUCCAGAGUUCCUUGAUCAUAGGCAAUUAUUUACCAUAUUGGAAUCGGUGUAAUUAAAGUGCAAAUAAUUUCAAACCUCAUCUCAUGACCUUCUGUGUUUUGUGCUUAGAGUUUUGCAAUGUGCGGAAUUCAAUAUUACUUGAAAGUGGAGCUACAUCCA
This is a messenger RNA of Oryza brachyantha (malo sina), 1505 nucleotides long. Its product is annotated as peptidyl-prolyl cis-trans isomerase, chloroplastic. Bases 70 to 1335 code for a protein of 421 amino acids. Gene Ontology annotation, molecular function: peptidyl-prolyl cis-trans isomerase activity. The record is from RefSeq and is a predicted model, not a curated record. The transcript is spliced from 7 exons. Gene Ontology annotation, biological process: protein peptidyl-prolyl isomerization. NCBI's taxonomy places the organism in Eukaryota, Viridiplantae, Streptophyta, Magnoliopsida, Poales, Poaceae.